Enhydra lutris kenyoni (northern sea otter) is the source of this 3494-nucleotide messenger RNA. RefSeq names its product RAB11 family interacting protein 2. The transcript is spliced from 5 exons. Gene Ontology annotation, biological process: regulated exocytosis. Gene Ontology annotation, molecular function: small GTPase binding. Bases 223 to 1761 code for a protein of 512 amino acids. Gene Ontology annotation, cellular component: endosome; phagocytic cup. Lineage: Eukaryota; Metazoa; Chordata; Mammalia; Carnivora; Mustelidae. The record is from RefSeq and is a predicted model, not a curated record.
GGGCCCCUGGGCUUCUGCAGCGGAGAGGGCACCCCCAGAACAGCCGCGCCCCCGGGCUGCCCCAGCGAGGCGCUUGACAGUGAACCCUGGGGAAGUUGGGCAGCUGUGAGUUUGCCUGUCGCCGUUAAGUGCCCUUAGGAUGCAGUGAUUAAGGAAUUAGGCUCUCCCUCCGGGAGGGGCACUGCCUGCGCUUGAGAACUCCGUGCAGAGAAAAAGGACAGAAUGAUGCUGUCCGAGCAAGCCCAAAAGUGGUUUCCUACCCACGUGCAGGUCACAGUGCUCCAAGCCAAAGAUCUUAAGCCAAAAGGCAAAAGUGGCACCAAUGACACAUACACUAUAAUUCAGCUGGGCAAGGAAAAGUACUCCACCUCUGUAGCUGAGAAAACCCUUGAGCCAGUGUGGAAGGAGGAGGCCUCUUUUGAGCUACCUGGAUUGCUAAUGCAGGGGAAUCCAGAGAAAUACAUUCUUUUCCUCAUAGUUAUGCACAGGUCCCUGGUGGGUCUGGAUAAGUUUUUAGGGCAGGUGGCAAUCAAUCUCAAUGACAUCUUUGAGGACAAACAAAGAAGGAAAACAGAGUGGUUUAGAUUAGAAUCCAAACAAGGAAAAAGAGCCAAAAACAGGGGUGAGAUCAAAGUCAAUAUUCAAUUCAUGAGGAACAAUAUGACAGCAAGUAUGUUUGACUUAUCAAUGAAGGACAAAACAAGAUCUCCUUUUGCAAAAUUAAAAGAUAAGAUGAAAGGUAGAAAAAAUGAUGGGACAUUUUCGGAUACGUCUUCUGCAAUCAUUCCAAGUUCUCACAUACCCGAUGCCAGUACUGAAUUUUCAAGUGGUGAAAUACAGAUGAAAUCCAAACCAAAAAAGCCUUUCCUUUUGGGUCCUCAGCGACUCUCUUCAGCACAUUCAAUGUCUGAUUUAACUGGGACACACAUAUCUUCUGAGAAACUGAAGUCCGGUACCAUUGGUCAGACGCAUCUUCUCGGGCGGCAGAUAGAGGCCUUUGGAGCGGUUCCAGAAAGCGGAAGUCUCAAAUCUCCACACAGAAGAACAUUAAGCUUUGAUACUUCUAAAAUGAACCAACCUGACAGCAGUGUGGAUGAAGGUGAAUCGUCUUUCGGAAGACAAAAUGACCCAUUUACAAAUGUGACUGCUUCAUUACCCCAAAAAUUUGCAACACUGCCAAGGAAGAAAAAUCCAUUUGAAGAAAGCAGUGAAUCAUGGGACGGCGGCAUGAAUUUAUUUUCAAAAUCAGUUGAAGUAAGAAAAGAAAAUAAAAGAGAGAAAAGGGAGAAAGUUAGCCUGUUUGAGAGAGUGACUGGAAAAAAAGAUAGCCGAAGAUCCGAUAAACUUAGCAAUGGGGGAUCUGAUAGCCCUUGUGACUUGAAAUCACCUAACGCAUUUAGUGAAAAUCGUCAGGACUAUUUUGAUUAUGAGUCAACUAAUCCGUUUACAACAAAAUUCAGGGCUUCAAAUAUAAUGCCAUCUUCAAGUUUUCACAUGAAUCCGACAAGUAAUGAGGAGCUCAGGAAAAUCCCGGACAGCAACCCUUUUGAUGCCACUGCAGGGUAUCGGGGUCUGACCUACGAGGAGGUCCUCCAGGAGCUAGUGAAGCACAAAGAGCUCCUUCGGAGGAAAGACACCCACAUCCGGGAACUCGAGGACUACAUCGACAACCUCCUCGUGAGGGUCAUGGAGGAGACACCCAGUAUCCUCAGAGUGCCGUACGAACCGUCCCGGAAAGCUGGCAAAUUUGCCAACAGUUAAUCAGCCAGGAGUACUGCAUUUGUGAUUGGGGCAAAAAGGAAAGAAGAAAGAGAAGAAGAAGAUCUUGGUACUGCAAGAAACUACAUUAUCAGGCUUCGUUAGAUACUCUACUCCGUUGCGAAAAAUUACUUUACCUGUAAAUAUUAGCAGGGACCAUCAAGAGUGACCUUUGAAGUGAGCUAAAUAAUUUAAACAUUUAAAGUGAAAAUGGGCCAGAUUCUCAAUGAAUAAGCAGUUCCUUAGGAUUUUUCAUUGAGGUGCUGGCACCGGCCUCCUAACCUGCCGUAGGCCUAGGGAUCGCAUCAGAAGUAUGCGACUUCUUAUUCCUCAGGACUAGAGCUCAUAAAGCAGAAUCGAUGCUGGGGCUGGUUUCUUAGAAGUCAAUUUGUAGACUGACUUAGCUGCAGGAAUACUGCUCAUUAUAAACACUAAAAAAAGUUCACAUUUUAUAUGCAUAUAUAUGUACAUGAAUAUAUGUUCAUAUAUCUUUGUAUAUAAAAUACAUGCAUAUACCUCACAUAUACAUGUGUUUUUAGAACAUUUAAAAACAGCUGAUUGCCUCUAAAAUUAGGAUACCAGUUUCUUAAUUUGGAAAUCCGUGUGUGCUCUAUUGAUGCAAAAACAAGUCAUCAUUGCUACUAGUAUAGUUUGUUGUAGGGAAGCUGCUUCAGAUCACUCUUGACUUUGCAAAUCUUGGUUUCACAGUGAGAGCCACUCCUAUAUAUUAUUCCACCAUCAGAUGUUUGCUCUUUUUCUAAAAAGAAUGAUUCCAAGUUUUUUUGUUUUUUUUUUUUAAGCAUGACAUAUUUAAGGAAAAUUUACUAGCAUCACAAUAGUACAAAUUUCUUGAGUUAAUCUUUUAACAUUUGCGUUUCGUUCAAGUAGAAGGGGAGCUAAUGUAGUCUGUUCUGUUGAGAUUCCGAAUGCCUUUAAAUCACUAGCAAAGACAUUAUUAGGAAGUUAGAUCUGAAAAGAAUUCUGAGGGGGGAAAAAGUAGGUGAUUGUCUGAUGCCUGAUAACCCAGAGCAAUGGGCAAAUUCUAGGAAUGAAGAAUUCGGUGUGGUUUCAAGUUACGUAAAUAAUAGAACAGAUGGUUGCAUUUGGGUCUUGAACCAAAAUAAGAGUCACUAAAGGAGGAGUGAGUGCCACUAGCGUGGCACCGUACACACUGUACACACUGUUCUACAUGGACCCUUAAGAAUUGGUUUAUUGCAAAAUUCUAUGUCAGCUCUUUUAAGUCUCUCCCCCAAAAUAUCGAUUACUUCCGUGAAUUAUCUUCAUAGAUUUGUACAAAAUAAGCCUGAAAUGUAAAGUGGAAAACAAUGGUAUGAAAAUAUUACUAGUCAUCUGCUUAUUUUUUCCCUUAAAAAUCUGAAAUACGUUUACUGUGAAACACUGAAUCUGUGUUUCUGGUUUUAAAAGAAAAAACUUCACCUAUAUGUGGAGACCUGUAUUCUCCAGGCUUUUAAUGAACCGCACUGUUGUCGAAUACUUCUCUCCACAAAGAUUUUAUUGAAAAUUCGGUACAAAGCAGAUAGAAUAGUUUUGCUCAUUUUAAUAUUCUGAGUCAGAUAUCUUGGCCAAGUAUAUAUUCGUGAGCUAAAAUUGCUCAUUUGUAUUUUCUGAGUUUCCUUAGUUUUCCUAUGGGAACAUACGUUUUGAAAUUCUAGGAAGUUUUCCUAAACACAAAAAAAAUUAAAUAAUUUUUUAAAAUGGAGAAAUGGAGAAGGAAA